ACUGGCAUGGCACAGAUAAAGUAGCGAUUACUGGGUUCUUGUUUUUGUUUCCUGGCAGCGCAAUUACCGUUCUUGAAAGAUUUGGUUCUUAUCAUUUGUAGUAUACACUGGCCGCUGUUACCCCCUAGCUUUUGUACAAAGAUACAUAUAUACACACACACACAAUGUCGACUACAGAUUCUCCCAGCGUCAUCUCAGUCGACUAUCGCGGCCGCGUCGCCGUCAUCACCAUCGCAAACGAGAAGAAGCUCAAUGCGCUCAACCAGGCGCAGUACUAUGAGCUCUCGCAGGCGAUGAGAGAAGUGGCCACGCACGAUGAGGUCUAUGUCACUGUCCUUCUCGGCAAGGGACGCUUCUUUUCCGCUGGCGCAGACGUCUCCAUAGGCAGACCAAAUCCCACCGACCCCAGCGAAGCCCGCAAGCAGCUCCUCCAGACCUUUGUCGCCUUCAACCUCAACAUCACAGAGGCCUUUGCCGCGCACCCAAAGGUCCUCGUCGUGGGCCUCAACGGCCCCGUCGUGGGCCUCACCGCCGCAAUCAUCGCCCACGCCGACUUCAUCUACUGCGCGCCGCACGCGUUCCUGCUCACGCCCUUUUCGUCAAUAGGGCUCGUCGCCGAGGGGGGCUCGUCGCGCGCGCUCGUCACGAGGCUGGGCCCCGCGAGGGCCAACGAGGCGCUGAUUAUGAGUAAGCGGAUUGCGAGCGCGGAGCUGGAGCGGUGCGGGUUUGUGAACAAGGUGUUUGAGGAGGUGAAGCAGGGUGAGGAUGGCAAGUUUAGGGAGUUGGUGCUCAAGGAGGUGGAUGAGAGGCUGGGGGAGCAUCUUGUGGGGGAUAGUUUGCUGGGCAUCAAGAAGUUGAUAAGGGGGCCGGAACAGAACAUUGUAAACUUGAACAAUUUCAACGAGGUGUUUGCUGGGCUGGAGAGGUUCAUGACUGGCGUCCCGCAGGAGGAGUUUAGGAAGCUUGGGAGCGGCGAGAAGAGGCACAAGCUGUAAUGCGGCAGGGGGGUCGUUGGACGGAUUUUCUGCUCUUUUCUUGGUUUUCAUGUAAUUAAUAUUGUAGGCAUGAUGAAAAUGUCUAUAAAGUGGGAAAAAGCAAUUCGCUAUGUCUGUGUCUAAUUAUGCCAACAAUCCAAAUAGCAGACUCGUCCGGCCCCAGAAGCUCUUGGCCGCCUUGCCAACUUGCUGCCGCGAGGAAUCCUCUAGGCCACUGCGCUCAUAAACUGCAUCUUCCAGUUUUUGAAACACUUG
Messenger RNA from Trichoderma asperellum CBS 433.97, 1250 nucleotides. RefSeq lists its product as uncharacterized. Gene Ontology annotation, biological process: fatty acid beta-oxidation. Gene Ontology annotation, cellular component: peroxisomal matrix. Lineage: Eukaryota; Fungi; Ascomycota; Sordariomycetes; Hypocreales; Hypocreaceae. The record is from RefSeq and is a predicted model, not a curated record.